CAGCGCUCACACGACUCUGGCGCAGGGGACGCAGAACUUUUUUCCGCGACUUUGGGAGAGCAGCACGUUGCACCUCGACGAAUCACUCCCGCAAACCAAGUUAAUUCCUCCCCCCAAUCCCUCCGCCCACGCGAAUCCCCUCGAGCACGGCACGGCACUGCCACUCCUACGCGAGGCGUGCGACCCGGGGCCAAUUUGCCCUCUUUCACUCUUGGCCUCAUGAAGAGGUUACGGGCGGCACGAUGGAGCGGGCAAUUGCUCCAAGCUCGCGCUGGAGCUUGCCCGGCCGCCGCCUCUAGACGACAGCCCUUUUUCAUCCACGCCCUCCGCUGCCAGUCCUCAUCUGCCGCCGCCGCCUCGGAGCAUCACGCGCCCACACUCGAGGCCGAGGAGGAGGCCAGGAUACCGCUGCCCUCGCCGCCGCACCACCGGGCCGCCGACUCGGCCAAGCUCGCCGCCAUGCACGCCCGCCUGUCGCUCUCCAAGAAGAUUCCCCUCGAGACGCUCGCCCGCUGCCUCGUCACCCCGUCCGCCGACUCCAGUCCGGGCUUCAACAACUCGAGCCUCGCCUUCCUCGGCAGCACGCUCGUCAACUACCACGUGCUCGAAUACCUCGUCUGCAAGUGGCCGCGUCUGCCCAUGGCCAUUCUGUACGAGGCCCUGCGCGCCUACGCCGGCCCCGAGUCGCUGCAGCAAGUCGCCCGGCGAUGGGGCGUCGAGGCGGCCGCCGCGCCCGGCGAGGAGGUCGACCCGGGCCUGCUACAAUGGACGCCGCAUCACGCCGCCACAGACCAGCCCACGCUCCACGCCCGAUGGGGCUACGUGCGGUCUGAGGCGCAGAGGAAUGCCGAGUACCGCCGCGGCAUCAGCAGCCGGGUCGUCCUCGACGACGACUUCGGCGAUGCCCUGGCCAAGCCCGUAAAGGAGGGAGAGGGCGCCGCGGAGGGCAGCGAGCACCUGCAGGAUGAGGCCUUUGCCUCGUUCGUCCGCUCCGUCGUCGGGUCGAUAUACGCCCACUGCGGCCGCGAAGCCGCCAAGGCGUUUGUGACAUCACACAUCCUAUCUCGGCAGAUUGACCCGUCGGUGCUCUUCGAGUUCAAGCUGCCGACGCGCGAGCUCGCCAUGCUGUGCGCCCGCGAGGGCUUCGAGGCGCCGCUGGCCCGGCUGGAGAGCGAGACGGGCCGGCUGUCGCGGACGCCCGUCUAUGUGGUCGGCAUCUACAGCGGCAAGGAGAAGCUGGGAGAGGGCGCCGGGCCGAGCCUCGACAUCGCGAGGCGGAAGGCGUCGAUGAACGCCCUCAAGGCUUGGUACCUGUACAGCCCCGGGAACAAGGUGCGGGUGCCGAGCGACACGAUGGAGGAGGGCGCGCAGCCGUGGAAGGCGCCGCACAUCGACAUCGGAGAGAUCAUCUAAACGUUUCGAGACGUCACGGCGGACGGGCGGCGGGACUGGCGUACGAGGUACAGUGAUGAUGGUGCUGGGUGGACUGGAAGCGGGUUUGGAUCAUACGACCCAUCAUCGGCGUAUGUACAUUAACAACACUCUGUAAAACAAAACAAAUCAAGGCUCAUUGCGGCACGGGCAGACCAAAAGCCAACAUGGCUACGUAGUUGGCUUUUCACUGUAUUUGCAUUAAAAUGUCUAGGGCAGAUGGCCUCC
Purpureocillium takamizusanense is the source of this 1659-nucleotide messenger RNA. RefSeq names its product 54S ribosomal protein L3 mitochondrial (gene mrpl3). Lineage: Eukaryota; Fungi; Ascomycota; Sordariomycetes; Hypocreales; Ophiocordycipitaceae. The coding region runs from base 220 to 1413 and encodes 397 amino acids. The record is from RefSeq and is a predicted model, not a curated record. Gene Ontology annotation, molecular function: ribonuclease III activity; double-stranded RNA binding. The transcript has a single exon. Gene Ontology annotation, cellular component: nucleus. Gene Ontology annotation, biological process: primary miRNA processing; regulation of gene expression; rRNA processing.